Lithohypha guttulata is the source of this 429-nucleotide messenger RNA. RefSeq lists its product as uncharacterized. The coding region runs from base 1 to 429 and encodes 142 amino acids. The record is from RefSeq and is a predicted model, not a curated record. Lineage: Eukaryota; Fungi; Ascomycota; Eurotiomycetes; Chaetothyriales; Trichomeriaceae. The transcript is spliced from 2 exons.
AUGUACGGCCCAUCUCUUUUCGCCAGCCUUGUCUCUAUUUUCGCCCUCCUCCUCACCUCUGUCACCGCCACUGAGGGAGAUGACCUCGCCCAAAAAAUAUGCAGCACUUACCAUAGACCUGGCAAAUUAUAUUGCGUAACAACCCUCUCCUACGUAAUCUGCAUAGACGGCACCACCGAACUCGAACAAGCCACCGACCUAGGCUACUGGUGCAAAGCAACAGGCCCAUACUCAGUCGACGGCAACAAUGAAGUCCUGCCGACGCACAACCUGGACAUGUGGGCGUUGCCGUACAUGAGACCGGGCAUUAACCUGGAGGACGAGGAGCAGGAUAGUAAUGGUACACGAAGUGAGCAACAGCGGCGGCGGCAGAAGGUGGUUGGAACGAGGUUUGAUGGGAUGAACGCUGACCACGCGAGUGAGUUGUAG